Messenger RNA from Strongylocentrotus purpuratus (purple sea urchin), 1541 nucleotides. It is a transcript of the gene cxorf56, whose product is annotated as UPF0428 protein CXorf56 homolog. The record is from RefSeq and is a predicted model, not a curated record. Bases 55 to 717 code for a protein of 220 amino acids. The transcript has 7 exons. Lineage: Eukaryota; Metazoa; Echinodermata; Echinoidea; Camarodonta; Strongylocentrotidae.
UCGAAUCUUGAAGAUACCUUACCAAUUUUCCAGAGCCGAUUGCCAAAAAUCAAAAUGCCGAAAGUUGUAUCUCGCAGUAUUGUUGUGUCUGAUAACAGAGAAAAGGAAGAAUAUGAAAAGGAUAAACCUCUACAGACUUACUUCUGUCUAUGUGGUCAGAUGGUAUUAAUUAUUGAUUGUCCACUGGAGAAGUUGCCUUUGAGGAAGCGUGAUAAAGCCAGAGUGAUCGAUGCCAACAAACAUGUUCAUAAGCUCACGUGCCAGCAAGGAGAUUUAGUCUACCUCAAAAGACCUGAAGGAAUUGAAAAGCAAUACAGACAGAAGUGUAAAAAAUGCGGCCUUCUCCUGUUCUACAGGCACAAAGACAAGGAUACCACGGUCACUUUCAUUGUAGAUGACGCAGUUUAUGAGCCUGAAAAGGGACCUCUCAAAGAACCCCUAGCUCUAGAAAACAUUCCAAGUAAAAAGGUUAUGAUGACUAAGAAGACCAAGUCGAUGGGCAAGUAUUCAACAGUCACUGUCUCUACCAUGGAUGAGGAGGAAGAUGAAAUCGAGGCGAGAGAAAUUGCCGACUCGUACGCCAGCAACGCCCGCGUGAUUGAGAAGGAAUUCAUAAAGAAAGGCAUGGCUAAAAGGAAGCCGGAGGAGCUCCUGCAAGAAGAGAUGGCCACCAAGAAAGCAAGAACCAAAGGAACACUCCUUGAUCAGAACCCUUGAAGAAGAUAGAUACUACCACAGACUUGUGUGCCAGGGUAAAGAAAUGGAAUCGGCUUCUAGUCUGUUGAGACUUGAGAGAUAUUGUUUUUAUUCCGACAGACAUCCAAGAUCGGAAAUUUUUUUAAACCACCACUAGAAAUGAUCUUGCAGAAGUUCCACACCAUUAUGGGGAAUAACGACUCCUGCCGAGUUUCCCUCAACCCUGUAUCAUCAUCAUCCUCCAGUGUGGAUUGUUGACUGUAAAAUGUUACACUAUGCACAUACAAGGGACCCGAUUGCUUGAGGGAAAUAUCUGUAAUUUUAAAAGGGCCGGGGGGGGGGGGGGGGGGGAUUCCAAGCCCCUGUACCGGUAUUUUUUCGGUGUAAUUUUGUUCUUCUUACCCCAUGCUUCAUUACUAUUAAGCCCAGAGUCUAAGGCAUAUUUGGACACCAAAUUGAUAACAUUUUGGUCAAUGGGAUAAUGCACUGCAUCCAAAAACGUUGGGCUGUGUGUGUCAAAAUUGUGAUCCCCCUAUACUUACAAAGCCUAAUCAUUAAUAUGGCUAACUAAUUAGGUGAUCAGUCAAAAAUGCUUCGAGUUAUGAAAACAAUUUUUGAAUGAUCUUUAUUUUUAUUUGAGUUACUCUUUACUCUUUUUACCCUUAUUACUCCUUAAACAUCUUAUCUGAUUCUAUCAUAAUUUAUUUUCCCGUUAUUACCAGAACUAAAGAUGACUUCCGAAACCAAGAAUUUUACCUUUAAUUUGACAAUAGAUCAUUUUCGUAAUGUAACCAAAUUCAAUGCAUAUGUCUUUGUGAAGUGAGUACCUCAAUACAAAUAUUUCA